GCCGGUGCCAGGGCCGCGCCCGGCCGGGCCGCAGCCCCCGCCGCCAUGGCCCGAGUCUCGGCGAUGAUCAGCCCGGUGCUGGUGCUCUUCGGCUGCGACCUGUGUUUCGUGCGAGCCAACAGGCCACCGUCCCCUGUCAACGUGACUGUGACGCAGCUGAAGGCGAACUCUGCCACAGUGUCCUGGGAUGUACCAGAAGGAGAUGUGGUCAUCGGCUAUGCCAUCCUACAGCAGAGGCAGGAUGGGCAGAUGCAGCGCUUCAUCCGGGAGGUGAACACCACCAACCGUGCCUGUGUGCUGUGGGACCUGGCAGAGGAUGCUGACUACAUCAUCCAGGUGCAGAGCAUUGGCCUGUAUGGGGAGAGCCAGGCUAGCAAGCGUGUCCACUUCCGCACCCUGAAGGAGACCGACCGCCUGCCUUCCAACAGCUCCAACCAAGGUGACAUCACCAUGGAAGGGCUGGACAAAGACCGGCAGCUGCAGACAGGCGAGAUUAUUAUCAUUGUGGCUGUGCUGCUGAUGUGGGCAGCGGUGAUCGCCCUGUUCUGCAGACAGUAUGAUAUCAUCAAGGAUAAUGACUCCAACAACAACAAGGAGAAGACAAAGCCCUCCUCAGAGCACAGCACGCCAGAGCGGCCGAGCGGAGGGCUGCUGCGGAGCAAGAAGAAAUCUCCCUCGGUCAAUAUCAUUGAGGUGUAAGUGCAACACCAGCUCUGCCGUCUGGGAUCUCGGGUGUCCUGCCAGAGCCACAGCAGGCCUUGGAAGAAGAGGCAGCACCAGGCACGCCGCCUGGAACUUAGCAUGCGACG
Agelaius phoeniceus (red-winged blackbird) is the source of this 809-nucleotide messenger RNA. RefSeq names its product fibronectin type III domain containing 4 (gene FNDC4). Gene Ontology annotation, molecular function: protein binding. Gene Ontology annotation, cellular component: plasma membrane; extracellular region. Lineage: Eukaryota; Metazoa; Chordata; Aves; Passeriformes; Icteridae. Gene Ontology annotation, biological process: negative regulation of inflammatory response. The record is from RefSeq and is a predicted model, not a curated record.